AUGUCCGACGAAUCUCGCUCUCGAUCCGUCUCUCCAGAACCUGCAAUGCAGGCUGAUUCUCUGCCAUCGACACCAUCUCAACCUCCUUCUCGGCGUCGGCGUCAGAACCGCCCUCAGCAGCUUCCACCACAACAGCAACAGCCACCACAGCAACAAGGUCUUAUUCCCAGCGGUGGUCACCCUCUCGAAGGAGCUGCUGGCCCGGCAGGUCAGCUCCUUGGAAAUACACUUGGGCAGGUGAUGGGAGGUGGCCAGCCUCAGCCAGGAGGAGGUCAAAAGGAUACAUUAAAGCUCAGGCUCGAUUUAAAUCUCGAUGUCGAUGUUCAAAUAAAGGCAAGGAUUCAUGGAGACGUCACCCUUUCUCUAUUAGAGUUCAUGUUACGAGCAAUACUAUUGGCAUCGCAUGUAACCAUUGACGACUUUACGCAUGAGCCGAUGGACUUACUUACUAUUCGUUAUUGGACAUUUGUAGCCUGUAACACAUAA
This is a messenger RNA of Psilocybe cubensis, 486 nucleotides long. RefSeq lists its product as uncharacterized. Lineage: Eukaryota; Fungi; Basidiomycota; Agaricomycetes; Agaricales; Agrocybaceae. The record is from RefSeq and is a predicted model, not a curated record. The transcript is spliced from 2 exons. The coding region runs from base 1 to 486 and encodes 161 amino acids.